AUGUUCUCUAGUCUUUCUUAUGGUUCUGAUAGUUUUCUUGCCACCGAGAAGGCUUUGCAUCUGCCUUUACAAUUGACGCAGAGAGCACAGAAGAGGGACAGUCAAACCUGUGCAAGUGGGCUAGGGGACGUUCUCGACGUCACUUACAGUGUCCUCGUCGACGUAGGGGGAACUGAGACGCCUCUUGUACUCGAUACUGGCUCCUCUGACUUGUGGCUGGUUUCCGACGGUUGUCACACUUCUGCUUGCGUAAAUUCUGGAGUACCUCUGUAUCCGCAGGGCUCGCUUCACUCUACUGGUCUUGAUGCUCAACUACUCUACGGCGACUCGCGAACUGGUACUCAUGCCUUAGGUCCCAUCGGAACAGAUGUAACAGGGGUUGCCGGUCUUUCUGUGUCCGGCCAGUGUUUUGCCGCGAUCGCAGAUACAAAUACCACCGUUCUGGAUACAGGAUCUGCAGGGAUUUUCGGACUUGGGUUUCCUCCAGUAAGCGUCAUCUGGCGGCAGCUCUUAGAAACCGACAUAAGCGGAGCACCGCCCUCCCUGCCUCGACGUUCUCGUCUCCCGCCUCUUGAGCUAACCACGGCGAAUUCUUCGAGCGUUUCCACCGACGGCAGUUUCAUCGGUCGUCCUCCGUUCCCAUCUUUCACCUUCCUGUCGCCACACCGUCGCAUACGUCAAGUUAAAGCCUCACUAAGCGAUCCUUCUGCUCUCGCCAUCGAAGCGUUCGCAACUUACGGCCCUUUUGUCACCAGGCUUAUCGCACAACAGGCGUUGGCGUUACCGAUGGUGGCAAUCACACUUCAGCGUGACACGUUCGAGGUGGGCGGGAACGCGGGUCUGCUGUCUUUGGGAGGGCUCCCCUCUGGCGUCCAGGAGGACCAUCUCAGAUGGGUGCCGGUGCGAGGAUACAGCGCCGAUGAAGGUGGCCUGCCUCCUGCGCCCGAGGCUUCGAACGAGAUAUAUCCCUUGCUGUGGGAGAUACCGAUAGAUGACGUCUACUUCGAUGGCACCAAGCUUCCCCGGUCUACCCUCUCUGCACCGUCAAUCUCUCUGUCUGCGCUCAUGGAUACCGGAAAUUCUCUCAUACGCGGUCCUCAAGACGUCGUCAACAAUAUCCUCGCACAGCUGGGCGGACCUACAGGCUCGUUUGACUGCGACACACCGCAUAACCUGUCCUUCGAAAUUGGCGGGGAGCUGUUUCCCAUCGACCCGCGUGACUUCGCGCGACCACAUACCGCCAACAAUUCUGCCAAUUCUCCACGGUGUACUGGUGCAGUCGCAGCCACCGAUCCGCCGGGAGAGGGUGGCUUCCUCUACAGCUGGAGUCUCGGAGACCCGUUCCUCAAAUCCGUACUGGCGGCAUAUUACUACGGCAAUCUCACCCACCCCUCACAGGAUCCACCACGCGUCGGGUUUAUCUCGACCGUACCAGACGAUGCAGGCGAAGCUCUCAGAGAAGCUGUGCAGGCUGCCAUUUCAGCCGGCGCCAUCUUCCCAGCGACAUCGGAACCCGCACCGUCUGGCACGUAUAUGGCGACGACAACCGGCCCCGGCGGUGUGCCUCAGGCGACGCAUCUGGCGGCGUCGUACAGUUCAAACGCGCGGUCAAGCAAUGCGGCGCGGAUAACAGAUUACGCAGAUGGCUGGACCUCGCUUCUCGUCAUCUCCAUGAAUCUCGGUGCCGCGCUCCUUGGAUUCGCCUGCUUGUGA
Messenger RNA from Sparassis crispa, 1713 nucleotides. RefSeq lists its product as hypothetical. Bases 1 to 1713 code for a protein of 570 amino acids. Gene Ontology annotation, biological process: proteolysis. The transcript has 8 exons. NCBI's taxonomy places the organism in Eukaryota, Fungi, Basidiomycota, Agaricomycetes, Polyporales, Sparassidaceae. The record is from RefSeq and is a predicted model, not a curated record. Gene Ontology annotation, molecular function: aspartic-type endopeptidase activity.